AUGGGUCUUGCAAUAUUUAUGGACGCUUCAUUCAAUGACUGUGAACACGGUAAGAGCACUGAGACUUCUGUCAUUUUUUAUGCAUGGUGUCCUGUUAACUGGGCUUCGAAGAAGGAAAACAUUGUCGCCAAAAGAAGUACUUCUGCCGAGUACAUUGCAUUCGACGCAGCAGUUCAGGAAACCAUGUGGCUCAUCAAGAUACAGCAGAGCAUAUAA
Molecule: messenger RNA, 216 nt
Organism: Penicillium crustosum
Lineage: Eukaryota; Fungi; Ascomycota; Eurotiomycetes; Eurotiales; Aspergillaceae
Exons: 1
Coding region: 1-216 (71 amino acids)
Source: RefSeq, a predicted model, not a curated record